Solanum tuberosum (potato) is the source of this 2681-nucleotide messenger RNA. Its product is annotated as protein DETOXIFICATION 56-like. Gene Ontology annotation, molecular function: antiporter activity; xenobiotic transmembrane transporter activity. Lineage: Eukaryota; Viridiplantae; Streptophyta; Magnoliopsida; Solanales; Solanaceae. Gene Ontology annotation, cellular component: membrane. Gene Ontology annotation, biological process: xenobiotic detoxification by transmembrane export across the plasma membrane. The transcript has 7 exons. The record is from RefSeq and is a predicted model, not a curated record. The coding region runs from base 101 to 1561 and encodes 486 amino acids.
CAUUUUUUUAAUAUCACCAACUCCUCCACAAAACUUAUGCUCUUUAAAAAGCUAACCAUUCUUGUGUAACAUCACUCAUAUUGCAAAUACUACCAUUACCAUGCCUGAAUCAAUGACCAAAAAAUGGCCAGAAAAAAUCAUACAAAAUGCCCUUUUAGAAAUGAAAUUGCAAGGGGGAAUAGUACUCCCUCUGAUGGCUAUGAACUUCACAUGGUUUGCAAAAAUAGCCAUCACAACUGCGUUCCUCGGUAGGCUUGGUGAGCUUUCUUUAGCUGGAGCAACGCUGGGUUUUACGUUCGCGAACGUUACUGGAUUCUCAGUCUUGAAUGGACUUAGUGGUGCUAUGGAGCCUAUUUGUGGACAAGCCUUUGGAGCCAAGAAUUUUAAGUUACUUCAUAAGACCCUUGUCAUGUUUGUUUCUUUGUUACUAGUUGUCUCAAUUCCUAUUUCUUUCUUGUGGCUUAAUGUUGACAAGAUCCUCAUUAAGUUUGGCCAGCAAGAAGAGAUUUCAAUGGUAGCUAAAAAGUAUCUUGUUUAUCUUCUCCCUGAUUUGGUGAUCACAUCUUUUUUGUGUCCAUUGAAAGCUUAUUUGAGCACACAAAAUGUUACAGUCCCAAUUAUGUUAACCUCUGCUUUGGGGGUUGCUCUGCAUAUACCGAUAAAUGUGCUACUUUCCAUGAAUAAGGGGCUAGAAGGAGUUUCAAUGGCGUAUUGGAUAACAGAUUUACUGAUCAUGAUUAUUUUGGUUAUUUAUGUUGUGAUAUCAGAGAACAGAAAGGGCGGAAAGUGGAAUGAAGGAGGCUGGUGGGAACAGGGGAUUCUUGAUUGGAUCAGAUUAAUCAAACUAUGCGGACCAUGUUGCCUUACAACUUGCCUCGAAUGGUGGUGUUAUGAGAUUUUGGUUUUGCUAACAGGGCGACUCCCGAAUGCUAAACAAGCAGUUGGGGUUAUAGCAAUUGUGUUGAAUUUUGAUUAUUUGAUUUACUCUGGUAUGCUCUCACUCGCGACAUGUGCAUCCAUUCGUGUAUCUAAUGAGCUAGGGGCAGAUAGUUCCAGCCCUGCUUACAGGGCAGCAUACGUGUCGUUAGGCUUGAGUAUCGUUGCAGGCCUUUUCGGUGGCUCGGUUAUGGCAGCAGCAAAAGGAAUUUGGGGUCCUCUGUUUAGCCAUGAUAAAGGGGUAAUUAGAGGGGUAAAGAGGAUCAUGUUGCUAAUGGCUUUAGUUGAAGUUGUUAACUUCCCUUUAGCAGUUUGUGGAGGAAUUGUCCGUGGGACAGCGCGGCCUUGGCUUGGGACGUAUGCUUAUAUCAGUGGAUUUUACCUGCUGGCUUUGCCAUCGGGGGUGAUUUUGGCUUUCAAGGUUCAACUUGGCCUUGCAGGAUUGUUGAUAGGGUUCAUGGUUGGAGUUGCUGCUUGUUUGGCCCUGUUGUUAGUGUUGAUUGCUAGGAUUGAUUGGGUUGGAGAAGCUAAUAAAGCACAUACGCUUGCCUGCAAUCAAGAAGAAGGUGGUGGAGAUGAUGAUGAUCGGAAAACUUCAUGGGUGGUUAAAGAAAAUGGCUCGUGAAUUCAGAGGUGGAGCUAGAAUGUUAGGACACAAUUUUGGUAAGCACGAUUAGCAACAAUGGCGGCUUCAGAUGCUUCAUCAGACUAUCGCAUGACUGGAUCUGCUCAACCAGCAGUAGCAACCCAGUCGGGUGCAGCAUCGGCAGUGACCACUCAGAAGAAAAAGCGAGGUAGACCCAGAAAUAAUGGACCAAAUGGGUCAGUAGACACGCCUAUUUCUGCAGAGCCAAUUUCAUCCGCCGCACCUUCUCAGGUGAUUGAUUUUUCGUCUAAGAAGAAACAGGCGAAAGUCCGGCCGGUUGGGGUCAGCUAUUACAGUGUAUCAGCCCAAAGUUGAUUUUGAGAAUUUAGGUCUCGAGAUACUUAUUUGUCUUGGAAGCUAACUUUAUAGGCAAUACUUUCACAUGAAGAAGUAUUAUGUUUGGCGUUCUGCAUUAUAUGGUCAAAGGGUUUCUAGGAUAAUUCGUGGUAAUGUUAUGACCCACAUCAUCACGGUUAAUACUGGAGAGGAUGUCAGCAUGAAGGUUUUAUCAUUCUUUCAACAAGGGUCUCGGUCAAUGUGUAUUCUCUCAGCAACUGGUGUAAUUUCCAGUGUCACAUUUCAUCAAACAGAUACUUCUGGUGGUAAAGUGGCAUUUGAGGGCCGGUAUGAUUUACUUACUUUCGCUGGAUCAUUUGUGCAUUCUGAGACUGGAGGAAUGAGAAACCUAUCUGGUGGAAUGAGUGUGUCUCUAAUAAGCCCCGAGGGACGUGUCAUUGGUGGUCGGAUUGACGGUCAAUUGGUAGCUGCCAGUCCUGUGCAGAUUCUUGUGGGCUUCCUUCCUGAAAAUUAGCAGGAGCAGAUGUGAGCUGCUUAUCAUUCGCUUCCUAUUGAUCCAUAUCCAGUGAGGUCUUUUUAGUAAUCUGAACUAGUUUUCUAGAAAGUAUAUCUUGUGCCUUCCCAUCUGGUGUUUCGCAUUAGAAUUGGGGAUGUACAAUGGCCCCGAAAAAGAUAAUUUUCAUUUGUUGUUGAGGUUUCCUUUCUAAUUUUAGCAAAUGCCAGACACCUGCUCAUGGCAAUGCAUGUGAACUACUGCAAUCCUCUUCGGGACAAAAAAUAUUUGAUCAUUGGCUUUUCAGAA